Molecule: messenger RNA, 1881 nt
Organism: Bipolaris oryzae ATCC 44560
Lineage: Eukaryota; Fungi; Ascomycota; Dothideomycetes; Pleosporales; Pleosporaceae
Exons: 4
Coding region: 1-1881 (626 amino acids)
Cellular component (GO): nucleus; cytoplasm
Molecular function (GO): protein binding
Source: RefSeq, a predicted model, not a curated record
AUGAACAAUGAUAAAGUUGGGAACCCAACAUCACGCCAAGAUAAACCUUCAGCCUGUGACUGCGACAAUGUGCGACCACUAAUGAAGGAGGCUGAGGGGGGCCAAGUUCACCAUUCUGCAAUCAUACCGCACAUACUUAGUGACGCAUCCCUGGUCGCUUCAAGUCACCUAUAUCAAACAGAACGUACCCCCCGCAUCCCCGGCAGGAUAUGCUGUGGAUGUGAUAAGCUAUUUGCCACAGCUUCCUUUCCUGCCUUGUGCAUGAACUGCGGCCAUGCAACAUGCGAAGCUUGUCCGGUGAUUGAGUUUGUGCCUCGUGGUCACAAUUUGAGUUCUCAUCAAAACACAAAUGAAGGGCCUGGCAACUCGCUCGAAAAAAUCCUGCAAGCUCUAUCGGAGCCGGAUCGGUCUCGCGGUGUGGACAGAAAUAAUGGACAAGAGAUACGAGGACAGGUACAACAUGAAGGGGAUCGUGAACAGGAAAACCAAGUGAAGCCCCGUCGAGAGCAUCCGAAAGAGCAGCAGCAGUCGUCGUCGAUUUCAGGGCGCAAAGAACGCAAGUUGAACAUGGACAAGUGCCAAAGGUGUCGAGAUGACAAAAAAAAAGGAAAAUGCAACCGCUGCAUUGAAAAGGGGCUUCCUUGCUCAGAAAGAACCCGAGUUAUACGCCCUCGGAAACUUGCAUCGAAGUCUCCGCCACCAACGCACAACGACAUUUCCCCACCAAUCGUUUCAGAUGCCUUGAAAAUCAGCUUUGACCAAAUUGCUCUUCUCGUAAGCUACUACAAAAUGAUGGACGCGGCUCGAAAAAGGCUGAAUGAACUUCAAAAAAGCAUGAAACCAUUCCUUGAGUGGAAUCUUUUAUAUGAUGACUACGAUUCGGGUUCAAGUUUUUACGAUUUUGUCAACGCCAUCUCUUUUGAAGCAAUUCCCCUAUGCUUGAAAAUACUCUUGACUGAGCAACAAUUCCUGAACAGCCCCUCGAUACGCUCUUUAUUUAUCAGUCUAAUUCUCACUGUGGAUUCCCACAUCACGAUUGGCAUCUGCCCUUUUUGCGACUAUUCCGGUGUCGAAAUACCGAUUAAUGGGCUUAUAGAUUCUAUGGAUUUAUGCAGAAAUUUUGUGCUCAAGGAACAUGUGCUCCAGUGCCAUGGCGAUGAGUUCAAUAAAGACGAGCUGGAAGAAGAAAUUCAAAUGUAUACCAAAUUGUCACUUGAAGUACCGCAGAAAAUCGGAAUGGUGCUUGAAGCUUUGGGCUUUUCUAACCUUGCCGAGCAGAGUAGAUCUAUCGGACUUUUCCGUGAUGACUGGGUGAUUUGGUUGGAUCGUAGGAUACCAAUAUCGCAAUCAGGAGGUCUCGAUUGUUUGCGAAGGACAGAGUUCCAUCGUAUUCUUGAUUACAGUUUUAAAGAAGAUCAAGAGCUUUCACAUAUUUUGGGUCAGGCUGAACACUUACAGAAUGACGUCAGCGUAUGGAACAGUCAAGACAUACUUGGGAGAACACCGCUGCACAUAUUGUGCCAGUUUGAAGAGAAUGAUACGGCGAUCGAAUUACUUCAGGGAGCGUUGGAAGCAGGUGCAAACUCAGGAAUUGCUACGAUUCAUGGGACUAUUCCGUUGCAUCAUGCUGCUGCGAACGGAUCUGUUGACAUGUGCAAUAUUUUGGUAAAACAUGGAGGCAAAUCCGACAUGGAGGUUGAACAGUGUUCCAAAAGAACCGCGCUCGGACUUGCGGUGGUCAAUAAACAAGAUAAAGUGGUGGAUCUGUUGAAAGACUACUAUACUCAUGCUGGGAUGAAAGGAGAGGUAGCGAGAGCAGACAGAAUCGCAGUAGCAGUGAGGGAAGGAAAAUACAAGAGGUGGAUAUCAUACUCUGAGUAG